UUACUCCUCGGCAUGGGUCGUAGUAUAUUAACAAGAUAAAGAUUUUGAAAUCUAGGUAAUGAUUAUGGGUGUCUCAUAUAAGCCCAAGGUAAAUGGUAGGUGUCCAGACGCACACAUUACACUGUCUGGGUAGCUUUGUCUAUAUUGUGCGUACGCCUGAAGACUGAAUACUGAGGAUCUGGAGGAUCCGACAAUCGUUUUGGAAAAACGAUUAUUUUAAAAUAAUUUUGUUAACAUCCACGUUAGCUAGAGACACGAUAAUUAGUGGCAUUAUCCCCGCACAUAACGAGGGAUGGACGAUGGAUACCAUAGCAGACGGCCGGAGUCGAGACAGAUGUUGGCAAUGACCAGGAACUCUACCAGUGGUUUCGGCAGCAGAAGCUUCUUGAGACAUGGCUCGGAUAGAGACAGGAAGUCUCAGUUCCACCUUGCAGUGGACGAGAGGAGACUGCCACCACCCGCUGUGUUCUGGAGCGAUAAUGAGAGAGAUGCAUACAGGAAAAACAAAAUCAUACAGAGUAAGUUAAAUUCUGAUCUGGAUGACAUCCGAUUACAUAAACAGCAUUCAUCUCGGGUGAUUAGAUGUGAUGCGCUGAGAUUCCGGUUACAUUCAACACGAUUUCCUCAUUUAACACCCUUGAAGUUCUGUGUUUGGGGAAACUACAAGCAGAUGCCUCGUCAUCGGUCAAUACAGUCGGGACAUGUGGGAAAUAUUACUGGACUGAAAUGUUCACCUGUUGGGGAUGACACUUUAUCAUGCAUAGUAGCGUCUUCACCCGAACGACAAACCUCGAUGGUACAACUUACCCCGACCAGGCAAACUACACAUUCCUCCUUGCACAGAAAUAGCAGUCUCAGACGUUACAUCGGAGAGGCACAGAGUACAGUUGGGUAUAAAAGGCUGGAGACGAGUCCUGUCCGUGUUCCGGAUUUACAGUAUCACACUAAGUUGAACGUUGAUAAGGAACAGGAUGAUCGGAUUAAAGCGGCUGACAAUGGUUCACAUCUUCACCAACUAAAAGACAGUUCAAAACAAGAUAUAUCUGACAAUGUACGGAAUGGUGACUUUGGUGCUUCCAUACAGGAUAAUAGGGAAGAUUCGCACGGGCAUAACAGUGUCAGUUCAUCCAUUUUAUCCAAAAAGAAAGCUUCGGGCAAGAAAGUACGAUGGAGUAAUCCAGAAUAUUCCUUUCUGAGGUCGAGGACAACAUUGGACGAUCCUUCCAAGGAUUCUACUCGAAUCACUCGCUGCGCUACGUGCGCAACACACGCACAACUGGCCAUAGGAGUGACGAUGUUCGACUCUAUAAGAGGUUCAGGAAGUUGGCAGGAGUCGGAUUGUGUAGUGGUAUUAAAAAUGCUAGGUAAUCACAUGUUGUUAUUAAUUGCCAUCUUGUCUGCUUUUUGUACAUAUGCAUAAUUAUUUAUUGUAAUAUGCUCUUGUGCCACCUUUUGUGGUUUCUGAGAAUAAACUGAUUCUGAUUCUGGUUCGCGGCAAAAUGGUCCCGA
Haliotis rufescens (red abalone) is the source of this 1509-nucleotide messenger RNA. RefSeq lists its product as uncharacterized. The record is from RefSeq and is a predicted model, not a curated record. The coding region runs from base 293 to 1420 and encodes 375 amino acids. Lineage: Eukaryota; Metazoa; Mollusca; Gastropoda; Lepetellida; Haliotidae. The transcript has 2 exons.